Molecule: messenger RNA, 1827 nt
Organism: Xyrauchen texanus (razorback sucker)
Lineage: Eukaryota; Metazoa; Chordata; Actinopteri; Cypriniformes; Catostomidae
Product: zinc finger BED domain-containing protein 4-like
Exons: 1
Coding region: 1-1827 (608 amino acids)
Molecular function (GO): DNA binding; protein dimerization activity
Source: RefSeq, a predicted model, not a curated record
AUGGCAAGUGGUGGACGAAGUCAAGUAUGGGAGCAUUUCACAAAAGGCCCAUCAGGUACAGUCACAUGCAACAUCUGUACAGCCUCUGUGAGCCAGGGAUCUGGCAGCCUCAAAUUUAAAAAUACAUCCAACUUGUGGGCACACCUUAAAUCAAAACACACAGAGAUGUACGAGAAGAGGCAAAAAGAUGCACAGCCAACCACAUCAUUGAUGAGUAUGACACAGCCAAACCUAAAACAAGUGCUAGAGAAAACCACAAAAUGGACUCUAAAUGAUCCAAGAACUCAAGAAAUGGACAAACUCCUGAUGGAGAUGAUAGCCACUGACAUCCUGCCUUUUACAGUUGUUGAGGGUGCAGGGUUUAAAAGGGUUAUGGCCAAAGCAGAGCCCAGAUACCCAUUAAAGACAGAUAAAUUUUUCCGUACAAAGAAGAUGGAUGAGAUUUACACAGGAGUUGUAAACAAAAUAAAGAAAUUGCUGUCAGUUGAAAAUGCAGGAAACAGCAUUUCUUUUACCACCGACUGUUGGUCAGGGUCAAAUGAGGCACUCAUGAGCCUGACUGCUCAUUUCAUUGACAAGAAUUGGAAAAAGGUCCAACUUGUCUUGAACGUGAAAUCCUUGUCACAGUCCCACACAGGACAGUACAUUGGAGAGACAUUUCUGUCCAUGCUUGAAGAAUGGGAAAUUGAUGAGGAGCGGGUCAUGCUUGUACUCAGGGACAGUGGGGCAAAUAUGGUGAAAGGCAUGCGCCUUGUUGAGAUGCCAGACCUGAGCUGCAGUGCUCACAUACUGCACCUAGCUAUCAAUGAUGGCCUCAGUUCCCAGAGAGUGGUGGUGGACAUUCUGGCAAAGCUGAAGAAAAUUGCAACUCACUUCAACCACUCUGUUACGGCACAGCAACGCCUAUCUAAAAUUCAGGAGGAGCUAGGUGUCGCACAGCAUUCGAUCAUACAGGCAGUACAGACAAGGUGGAACUCGACACUGCACAUGUUGGUGAGGAUGAUUGAACAGAAAAGAGCCAUCACUGCGUAUGCUAGCGACCAUGGACAUUUCUCAUGUCUGUCAGCAGAGGAAUGGUCCAUUGCGUCAAACCUGGCAGAGACCCUUGGACCACUGGAGGAGGUGACACUGGAAUUCAGCAGAGAGGACUCAUCCACAUCCUGCAUCAUACCAUGUUUAGCAGUGUUACAACGUUUACUGGAGUCAGAGGGACCAACCACCAGGGGUAUUCAAACCACAAGAAAAUUCAUGCUGGACAGUUUGCAAAAAAGAUUUGCAAAAGUUAAAGACGCUAAAGAGGUGGUGCUUGCCUGUGCCCUGGACCCACGCUACAAAGAGCGGCCUUUGGUACCAGAAAUUCUGGUAAAAGUGAAAACCUGGCUAAAAGAGGCUAUGGAGACCAGUCCACCAGAUUAUGCCACGCAAACUCCAUCUGAGGAGACCGAUCCCAAAAGGGCGAGAACAGAGGACCAAGUACCCAGUCUCUUAGACUCGCUGUAUGACACUGUGCUCCUUCCAUCCACCAGUGAGGCAGUGGAACCAGAGGGGAUCAUCGAAGAGCUAGAAUGGUACUUCAGAGAGCCUGUCAUUGACAGAAAGAGUGGGAAUCCAUACGAUUGGUGGAAACACAACACCAACCGUUUCACCAGACUGUCAGUUUUGGCAAGGCAGUACCUCUUCUGUCCACCCUCCUCUGUGGCGAGCGAAAGAGUGUUCAGCACCAUAGAGAAUAUUUAUGAGGAUAGGCAAAGCUCUUUGAAAGGAGAUAAUGCAGAGAAACUUUGCUUCUUGUACUACAACCUGCCUCUGCUGGACUGGAGCUAUUGA